AGCUCGCUUGCUUGCCUGUCUGCCAGCGCUAACAGCGGUUCUAUCUGGAUCCUCCUCACAAUUAUUGUUAAUUGCUGAAACCUUUUUCUUCUUUUCGAGAGACAUUUUUCCAUCAUGGGCGACAAAAAGAGCCCGACCAGGCCAAAAAGACAAGCCAAACCGACGGCAGAUGACGGCUUUUGGGACUGUAGCGUGUGUACGUUCAGAAAUAGCGCAGAAGCUUUCAAAUGCAGCAUCUGCGACGUACGGAAGGGCACAUCUACAAGGAAGCCCCGGAUAAACUCCCAGCUGGUGGCGCAGCAGGUGGCUCAGCAGUACGCCACUCCUCCCCCGCCCAAGAAAGAGAAGAAGGAGAGGUCUGAGAGGCCAGAGAAGGAGAGAGCGGAGGGCGAGCGGACCGAUAGGAACCCGCCUGACCCCGAGCACCCCGCCAAGGACAAGCUCGAGAAGGACCAGAUUGACAAGGAGAAGAAAGACAGGGAGAAGGAUAUCACCCCAGCCAUCACCAAGAAACCUAGCAGCAAAAAGAUCAGACCCAAGACAGACAUCCAUCAAAGCCCACCCAGUGAACGAAACAGCAUACAGUCUGGGAAAUCGACCACCAAGACUAAGAACUCCCACAUCUCAAGCUUCUCUGUGACUGGCAGACCCAAGCUGAAGAACGUGGACCGGAGCACUGCCCAGCAGCUGGCUAUCACAGUGGGGAAUGUGACAGUGAUCAUAACGGACUUUAAGGAGAAGAGCCGCUCAUCCUCCACCUCCUCGUCCACAGUGACCUCAAGCAUGGCCUCAGAGCAGCAGCACCAGAGCUCUGGCUCCGAGAGUAUGGACAAGGGCUCGUCCCGCGCCUCCACCCCCAAAGGAGACCUCUCGUUGGGGCAUGACGAAUCAUUCUGAGAUGCCCCACGCCCCCAUAGGACACUGUGGAGAUGCUUGGAGACGCGAGCACCAUUUCACUAUUUUCCCUUGUGCCCUGCCCCGAUUCCAACCCCUUUCACUUUUGAUUAGUGACAGAAGGACCAACGUUCCUUUUACACAUAUACACACACAUUCACACCCAAGUGUAUGUGUGUGUGUGUGUGUGUGUGUGUGUGUGUGUGUGUAUACACACACAGAGACACAUUUACCCUCUCGGAUUGAUUGGCGGAGAUCCCAUUUCUCUGGACCUUACCAUGGUGGAUUCUCACAGUCACACCUCAGCAGCACUGGAGUGAUAGCAGGGCCUAUGGGAACAUCUCCUUUACAGCGUCCCACUCUUGUAUGUAUUGUUUUAUAUUUGUAAGUGAAUAUCAGGCUGAAUCAACUUUUUUCUUUCUUUUUUUUUUUUUUUUUUUUUUUUGGUAAGAAAAAAAAAACAUCUGCUGUGCACAAUACCCACCUACAUUUUAAUAAUUCUUGAACAGCUAUGACACUUAUUUAUUAUCUGUUGCAUCUUAAUACUUUUAGAGAUUCGUUUCAUCGACGCUACGCUAAGUAGCUCAGCAGAUGGCUCCUUUUUACACUUUAAAGGUUUUAAAGAGUCGGACUGGUUUUCUGCCGGAGCCUCCUGAGAAAGCCUUCCACAUUGGUGCUAGCUACACUGUGAAUUAGAUCUCCCACCUUGGGCUGUCUUUCACGCAGUGAGGUCCUUGAGCUUAAGCCCCUCCCCUUCCUGCUCAGCCUCGCACAUCACCACCACAUAUGUGAGCUCCAGGAGGAGUUCUGUCUACUUUUUCAUGGUGGUUCUCUUAACUUUACAUGUCACCAGCUAGCUGGGCCCGGUGCCUCAGAUGCUUGUCUUUUGACGCUUUGCUUUUUCAUUUCAGAUAGAUAGAGGUCAGCUGGAGUUUAUGAACAGCAAAGAGGCAUCUGGUGUAGUGUGCAUAGUGUAAUAUUUGGAUUGGAAAUCCUAAAAAGGAGGUUAAAGUUUAUUCUCAUGCAACAUUGUCAAGGAGUUAAUCAGAACCGUUCCUCUUUGUUGACUUGGCUUGUUGUUACUGUUUGGUUUUAUUAAUGGCGUCAAACGGAUAUGUUUGACCAUUUUUGGUGCUUAGUUAUUUAUGGAAAAUAGUAAAAACACUAAAACAUCAUUCCGUUGAAACGAAUUAAUUUCUCUAGUUAAGGGACUAGCCUAACUAGUCAGUGGUUUUUAAAUUAGGCCUUUGUACCCAUAUUCUAAUGCACUCAGAGUAUGUUCCGGUGUACUUGAAUGUUAGUUGUCACACAAUCUAAAAUUCAGUUAGAAUAAAGGAAAGUUAGAAUAAAGAACACAGAAUGAAGAUACUGACUCAAAAUAACAUAAUAACUACUAAAUAUACCUUUAAAACAAAAAUGUCACUGAAAGAAAAUGAAUCUCUUCAGGACACAAUGGCAAAAAUGAUCUAGUAAUGAAAACUCCCUCAAAUCAGAAGAUCCACAUAACUUUUGAAUUGUAUUAAACCUGUAUAAAGUUUGUGUAUAUUAUAUGAGUUUUAUUUAUUGAAGGACCAAAGGAAUUUGAUAUUGAUGACAUGCUAGAAAAAUAACAAUUUGAAAUGUAAUUAUCAUAUGUGUGAUAUAUAAUACAUUUUAAAUAAAGUCUAAUAUAAUCCAUAUCAACUGUCUAAUUCUUGUCCACUUUAUAAUCAGUGUUUCUGUAUACUGAGAAAUCCAUGAAUCACUUUGGAGUCAAACCUGUAAAGGCCACAUCUGCAUUAGAUGUUGUACAUUACUGUGUUGAUUCUUACAAGACAUGGUCAGUUGAGAGGGUCAGAUCUGAUGCAGCAUAUUGCCAUUUUUAAACAUUUAUAAUCAAGUUGCUUAAUCCUUAUGCUGAGUAAUGGUAUAGCACCCGGUUAAUAUUUAGAAUCAAGUGUGAACAGGUGUGAAAGUAUCACUCAGAAAUGAAGACUUGGUUUUGGUCCUCCAAUGAUGCAAUGAAGUUGAAUUUUACACCUUUUUAUUUCUUCCAAUAGUGAUUAAUCCUUUGAAAUAUGUCCUGUUGGGUCAACAGUAGUGCAUAGUCCUCUAGUGUUAUGUACAAAUGAAGGCUUUACCGAUUCAUUUAAUGAGACAUUAACCAUGUCUUGUUUGUGUAUUUGUGAUAUUAACCAGUGAUUGUUGGAUUCAGAAAGCAUAAGUUGUAACUACCCUCAACCACCCUUGUCACCUGAACUGAGAUGAUCUGUGCAUAGUUCAAAAACAAACUACAUGGAAUUUAUACUGCAUUUUGAUUACUUUUUUUUUCUUUCAAAGAAUAUGCAAUGUGAACGAAACAUGAAUGAAGAAAAAUGUUUGUUACGCAAAACACAAAUCAAAGGGGACAUUGAUGCUCCAAAUGCUUGAGUUUUAGCCUCAUUUCAACCCCUGUAGAGUCGCCCAAACUUGCUAAGCAAUGUAUAGCCUACUUUACAUUUCUUAUGAAUAUAGCCAUCUUUUCACUUGCCUUACCCGCUAUCAUAAACAGUUAGCUAAUUUUUGUAAAAUUGUAAAGAGA
This is a messenger RNA of Electrophorus electricus (electric eel), 3454 nucleotides long. Lineage: Eukaryota; Metazoa; Chordata; Actinopteri; Gymnotiformes; Gymnotidae. The record is from RefSeq and is a predicted model, not a curated record.